UGGACGGGCAUCUCUUCAGUUCGCUUGGGAGAGGUUCUCCUGGUGUCUUCGAUUAGACAGCGGCACCGCACAACCUAAAUGACCGACAGGGUGGUGCAAAACUAUUCACAUACAACCGCCCAACAACGGCGAGGCUCGUCCGAGGCCAGGUCUCACAGACCGGACGGCCAGCCAACAGGCCAGCGAGCCACAGGCGCAAGAAGAAGCAGAAGUAGGAAUCUGGUUCACAGUGCAGGGGACUGCGAAAUAAAUUGAAAUGGUUCCGGAGAGGUCAAGACGAUGCGCAACCGAGAGAAACCACGCUCCUAAGAUAACGAACCAUUGCAGACCGCGGACGCCUCUAGCUAAACCACCACACCUUCCGUGUCCGUCUAACAACAUGUAUGUACCUGAAAAUGCGGAGGAGAUAGAAGCUGAAGAAGCCCAACCACCCAACCAAUCAACCAACGAGAUAGCGUUCAUCGCCCCUCGGAGAAGAGAUAAAGGAAGACCUGUUGCAUACCAUUCCCCCC
Molecule: messenger RNA, 512 nt
Organism: Thermothelomyces thermophilus ATCC 42464
Lineage: Eukaryota; Fungi; Ascomycota; Sordariomycetes; Sordariales; Chaetomiaceae
Exons: 1
Coding region: 79-255 (58 amino acids)
Source: RefSeq, a predicted model, not a curated record